UUAGGAGAGGGGGAUGAUGGGGGUGCCUCCUACGCUUACUCCAAUCGCCUCUCGAAGGAGCACUUCUAUUUACCCAAACGAAACAUACACAAUCAUGGCGACAAGACAGACAGUCAAGAUGCUGUCCCCUCUUAGGUUUACAAUAUAUUUGUUAUUUUUCUUCGCUCCUGGUACAUUUUCCUCCACCCUUCGUCUUCAUCGAGACCAGCGGUUAUUGCUACUGCAGGACAGGGGUUUUUCUACGGUGAACGCAAAUGAAGAAUGUAUCCAUGGAAUAGGCGCCGAUGCGAAACGACGAGCUGCACGUAAUGCAAGGGAAGACAGAGUUUCGGGCAUGUAUCAGCAUCGCAUUCGGAGGAGUGCAGUCCAACCACCCGUGCCAAAGGUGUAUGGACAGGCCAACCUGAACGAUUCCCACAACCAGAUGGUGGUGCACUGGGCCGGGGAGAAGAGCAAUGUCAUUGUGGCGCUGGCCAGAGACAGUGUCGGAGCCGCAGGUCCCAAGACUAGCUCGGUGUACGUGUCUUAUGACUAUGGAACCAGCUUCUCCCCCAUCUCAGAGAGGUUUCAGCUGAGUGGGGAGAAGGAGAAAGAGGGGAACAAGCAGGUCAUCUCCCAGUUCUACCACAGCCCCGCUGACAAUAAGAGGUACCUCUUUGCAGACAGCACCAACAGCUACCUCUGGAACUCCUUUGACUUCUGCAAGACCAUCCAGGGGUUCUCCAUCCCCUUCAAGCCCACAGACCUGCUGCUGCACAGCAAGAGGGCCAACCUGGUCCUGGGCUAUGACAGCUCCCACCCCAACAAACAGCUAUGGAAAUCUGACGAUUUUGGAGAGACAUGGGUGUUGAUCCAAGAGCACGUGAAGGCCUAUUUCUGGGGUGUGGAACCGUACGACUCCCCCACCACGGUGCUGGUCCAGAGGCACGAGCCCCAGGGGGUGUCCAGCAUCCUCAGCAGCACCGACUUCUUCCAGAGUGAGCAGAACCGCCGAGUCGUCCUAGAGAGAGUGGACAACUUCCAGCUCCGGGACAAGUACAUGUUCGCCACCACUUCCACAACUUUGUUGGGGAGCCAUGAACCAUCCUCCGUCCAGCUGUGGGUGUCCUACAACCGCCAGCCAAUGAAAGCCGCCCAGUUCAUGACCCGCCACCCAAUCACAGAGUACUACAUCGCUGACGCCUCGGAGGACCAGGUGUUUGUUUGCGUCAACCACCUGAACAACGUCACCCACCUGUACAUCUCAGACACGCAGGGCCUGUCCUUCUCCCUGUCCCUGGAGAAUGUGCUAUACUACAGCCCAGAGGGUUCAGGCAGCAACACCCUCAUCAGGUACUUUACCAAUGAGCCCUUUGCUGACCUGCACCGUGUGGAGGGUCUGCGUGGCGUCUUCGUGGCCACGCUCAUCAACGGCUCACUCAGCAAGGACAACAUGCGCUCCGUGAUCACCUUCGACAAGGGGGGCACCUGGGAACUGCUGCAGGCCCCCUCCGCCGACAGCCUGGGAGGAACCCUGGACUGCCAGCUCUCCAAGGGCUGCUCCCUCCAUCUGGCCCAGCGCUGGAGCCAGCUUCUCAACAUUCAGCUGCGCAGGAUGCCCAUACUGUCCAAAGAGUCAGCACCAGGGCUCAUCAUGGCUACAGGCUCUGUGGGUAAGAACCUGGCCAACAAGCCCAAUGUGUAUGUGUCCAGCAGUGCUGGGGCCAGAUGGAGAGAGGCGCUGGCAGGUCCUCACUUCUACACGUGGGGUGACCACGGGGGCGUUCUCAUGGCCAUCGCCCAGGGGGGCUCCAGCACACACCUCAAGUUCAGUACCAAUGAGGGGGAGACGUGGACAGACUUCCGUUUCUCUGACAGGGAGGUGUAUGUCUACCAGCUGCUGACGGAGCCGGGGGAGAAGAGCACCGUCUUUACCAUCUUCGGCUCCUACGCCGACCAGAGACACAGCUGGCUCAUCCUGCAGGUCAACGCCAGCGACGUGCUCGGCGUGCCGUGUGCCGAGGGAGACUACAAGCGCUGGUCCCCGUCAGACGAGCACGGCAACGACUGCCUUCUGGGUAGAGAGAUGGUGUACAAGCGACGCACGCCCCACGCCACCUGCUUCAACGGGGAAGACUUUGACCGCCCUGUCACCGUGUCCAACUGCUCCUGCACACGCCAGGACUACGAGUGUGACUAUGGCUUCAAGCUGAGCGAGGACCUGUCCCUCCAGGUGUGCCUGCCCGACCCCGAGUUCUCGGGGAACCUCUACACCCCUCCCGUGCCCUGCCCCGUUGGCACUACCUACCGUCGCAGUACGGGGUACAGGAAGGUUUCUGGGGACAGCUGUAGUGGAGGGGAUGUAGAAGCCAGACUGGAUGGAGAGAUGCUGCCCUGUCCUGUAGGAGAGAGUAAUGAGUUCAUCCUGUACGCUGUGAGGAACUCCAUCCAUCGCUAUGAUCUGGCCACAGGGACCGACCAGGCCCUGCCCCUCUCUGGUCUCCGCGAGGCCGUGGCCCUGGACUUUGACUACGAAAGGAACUGCCUCUACUGGGCCGACAUCUCGCUGGACACCAUACAGAGGCUUUGUCUAAAUGGCAGUACGGGACAGGAAGUGAUCGUUAGGAAGGACCUGCAGAAUGUGGAGGCCCUCACCUUUGACCCCAUCAGCAGGCUUCUCUACUGGGUGGACGCCGGAGCGCAGAGGAUUGAGGUGUCUAACCCUGAUGGGGACCUACGUCACACUCUGCUCAACUCCUCAGUGCUGGAGCAUCCCAGAGCUCUGGUCCUCAUGCCAGGAGAGAGCCUGAUGUUCUGGACAGAUUGGGGCGACCGUGCAGCCGGCGUGUACCGUGGCUACAUGGACGGCUCCAACGUGUCUCGCAUCGUGUCCGAGGGCGUCCGCUGGCCCAACGGCAUCACGGCUGACGACAACUGGCUAUACUGGACCGAGGCCUACGGCGACCGCAUCGAGCGGGCCAACUUCGCCGGCGGGCAGCGCAGCGUGGUCAUGGAGGGCCUGCCUCACCCCUAUGCCAUUGCUGUUUUCAAGAAUGACCUGUACUGGGAUGACUGGUCAAGGAGGGGCAUCUUCAAAGCUCCCAAAGCAGGCUCCCAGGACAAUGAACUCAUAGUGGGUAGACUGACCGGGGUCAUGGACCUCAAAAUCUUCUACAAAGGCAAGACCAGAGGCCAUAAUGCCUGUGCAGACCAACCCUGCAGCCUACUGUGUCUGCCCCAGCCCGGGCACCGCCACACCUGUGUAUGCCCCGACGGCGCGCCCACCACCACCCUACCCGACGGACAGCUCCAGUGCCAGUGUCCCACCGGCUACCAGCUCCACAACAGCACCUGUGUCAAGACAGAACACACGUGCCUGCCCAACCAGUACCGCUGCGCCAACGGCAAGUGCAUCAGCAGCAUCUGGAAGUGCGACAGCGACAACGACUGUGGCGACAUGAGCGACGAGCAGGAGUGCCCCACCACCUCCUGUGACCCGUCCAUCCAGUAUCGCUGUGUGGCGUCCGGCUCCUGCAUCCCGCUGGCCUUCAAGUGUGACCACGAGGACGACUGUGGGGACAACAGUGACGAGGAACACUGUGAGAGUCACCAGUGUGGACCAGGGGAGUUCUCGUGUGCGCGGGGCGUGUGUAUCCGCGACGCCUGGCGAUGUGACGGAGACAAUGACUGCAGGGACUGGUCAGACGAAGCCAACUGUACAGUGGGUCACCACACCUGUGAGGCCAGUAGUUUCCAGUGUCUUACGGGCCACUGUAUCCCUAAGCGCUGGGUGUGUGACGGUGAUGACGACUGUCAGGACAGCUCUGACGAGGAGCAAGCACAUUGCGUGGGGGAUCGCUGUAAUGGCUUCCUGUGUUCCAACGGCACCUGUCUGCCUGCCAGCGCCCACUGCAACGGAGUACAGGACUGCCCAGGGGGCGCCGACGAGCAACACUGUGAUCCCCUGUGUACGCGCUACAUGGAUUUUGUGUGUCAGAACCGAGCCCAGUGCCUGUUCCAGUCUCUGGUGUGUGACGGCACCAAACACUGCGAGGACGGAUCCGAUGAGGACGUGGCCUACGCCGGCUGCUCCACUCACCCGGAGUUUGAGAAGACGUGUGACCCCUACAACUUCCAGUGUGCCAACGGGUUGUGUGUGAGCCUGGGGUGGAAGUGUGACGGCAUGAACGACUGCGGGGACUACUCUGACGAAGCCAACUGUGGCUCCCCCACUGAGGGGCCAGGCUGCACGCGGGACUUCCAAUACGAGUGUCGUAACGGGCGCUGUGUGCCCUCCUGGUGGAAGUGUGACGGAGAGAAUGACUGUGGAGACUGGUCUGACGAGGCUCAGUGCUCUGGAGGAGUCACGCCCCACACCCCUGCCCCAGGCCCGUCGUCCUGCGCCCCUAACCGCUUCCACUGUGGCUCGGGAGCCUGUAUAGUCAACUCCUGGGUGUGUGACGGCUACGCUGACUGUCCCGAUGGCAGUGAUGAACUGGGCUGUCCCACAGCAGCCAACGGCACGGCGACACAGGCUCCGUGGCUAACCCAAGCGCCUCCCCUGCCCCCUGGCCACUGCAGCAGGGGCCAGUUCCUCUGCCGGAAGCCCCCCACCUGCAUCUCUGACUGGCAGCGCUGCGACGGCCACCAACACUGUCUCGACGGUUCGGACGAAGCCCACUGUCCCACGCGAGGGCCUCUGACAUGUGCGAACGGCACGCGCUGCGCUGACGGGGAGGCCUGCGUGCCGGACGGUGAGAAAUGUGACGGCUUCAUGGACUGCUCCGACCACAGCGACGAGGACAACUGCACCACGGACUCUCUGGUCUACAAGAUCCAGAACCUGCGGUGGACGGCAGACUUCUCUGGCGUCAUCACCCUCACCUGGUCCAGACCUAAGAACCUGCCCCUGACCUCUUGCUACUUCCUCAUCUACUUCAGGCUGGUGGGCACACAGCAGUGGACCUCUAUGGACACACACAGCAACAAGAGCAGCUACACCCUGUCGGUGCUGAAGCCAGACACCACGUACCAGGUGAAGGUUCUGACCCAGUGUCUCAGCAAGCAGCACAAGACCAACGAUGUGUUGACCCUGAGAACGCCCGAGGGAUUGCCCGACCCCCCCAGAAACCUGCAGCUGUCGUGUGACCACGGAGAGGACGGCACGGUGGAGGCCUCGUGGAGCGCUCCGGACAAAGCCCACGGCCUGAUCCGGGAGUACAUUGUGGAGUACAGUGAAAAAGGUGUGGAGUGGUUCUCUCAGCGAGGCACCGGCAACAGUGUGGAGGUCAAAAACCUACAGCCCAGCACUCUGUACAAGUUUAGAGUGGCAGCAGUGACGGGUCGAGGUAUGGGGAACUGGACUGAGGUUAAAUCCAUCAUGCCCAAGAAAGCUCUACCACCUCCCUCAGUUAUCACCGACAGCAUCACAGAAGACUCCAUGAGCCUGUCUUUCAGCUUUAACUCCCAAUAUGAGGUGAGGCAGUAUGUGGUGGUGCUGUCCUGGGUGUUUGAUGCUCACGUGAAGGAGAGCAGGAACUACACUGUGCGAGGCAGCGUACUGAAAGCUGCCAACCUGACCACGGGUACCAUCUACGAGGUGGCUGUGUGGGCCCAGACCAGUGUAGGAGACAGCCCCACAGCCCUGUCCCGCCAGCAGACCACAGGCACUCAGCCGGAGCCUCCCCUCCUCAAGGCCCGGGCCCUCAACCAGAGCUCUGUGGACUGCAGUUGGACUGUAACCGGAUCCCCUGCACAGGUGUAUGGCAUCUUCUUUGCCACCUCCUUCUUGGACCUGUACCGCAGCCCUCACAGUGUGAACACCAGCGCUAGUAGCCGGACCGUCACUGUGGACAGUGAUGAGCAGUACCUGUUCCUCGUGCGGGCCAUCUCUCCCUACCUGGGCCCUCCCUCGGAGUAUGCGGUGGUUAAGAUGAUUCCCAACGAGCGGCUUCCUCCUCGUAACUUGCACAAGGUGCGAGUUGAGAAAACCCAGGCUACGUUGAAGUGGCAGCCUCCCUACGACUCCCCCAGCGCCCCUCUGACGUACGCGGUGCACCUGAAGGACGUGGUGCGUAAGACCGAGAGCAGCUACAAGCUGACCACCCAGAACAACACGGUGGAGUACUGCCUCAAGGGCCUGGAGCCCGGAGGACACUACAGCGUCUCCGUCCGCCUGCGCAACAUGAGCAAGGAGGCCAGCUACACGCUCAACACAAUGCCCCUGCCUGCUCCAGAGGCUCUGAAGAUCCUGACGGAGAAAGACCACGUGUUCCUCUUCUGGAAGAGUUUGGCCGUGAAGGAGAGGAGCUUCAAUGAGAGCAGGGGCUACGAGGUGCACGUGUACGACAGCCUGUCCAACUCCACCGUGCUCCUGGGAAACACCACGGAGACCUUCUUCCGGAUCAGCAGCCUGCUGGCGGGCCACAACUACACCUUCUACGUCCAGGCCCGCUGCCUGCUCAACGGACAGCUGUGUGGCGAGCCCGCCCUGCUGCUCUACGACCAGCUGGGACAAGGUCCCAGUGACGCGGUGCGGAGCUCGGGUCAGUCAGGGGACAUGGCGGUAGUGGUGGUGCCGGUGCUGUUCCUGCUGCUGCUGGGGCUGUGUGGGGUCCUGGUGGUCCUGUACCUGAGGCACCGCCGCCUGCAGAACAACUUCACCGCCUUCUCCAACAGCCACUACAACUCCCGCCUGGGGUCGGCCAUCUUCUCCUCAGGGGACGAGCUGGGUGACGAUGACGAAGACACCCCCAUGAUCAGCGGCUUCUCAGACGACGUUCCCAUGGUGAUUGCGUAGCAGGACCACCCCUCCUCAUCCUCUAUCCCUCUACUAUACACUCUGCCCUGCCUGUCCCAACCCGUCACCUAUGCGCCCGUGCCCACUGGUACGACAAAAGGUCAGAGGUCAAGAAAGAAGGUGCGCCAACACUUUCGUCAACCAACCCCCUCCGAGGAAACAGUCUUAAUACGAUUCCGGAUCAAAGGAAGAAAAAGUGAAACGCAACGAGAGAUAUUUUUUAAAAGAAAAAAAACGAUGCACUUUUUUGGGAUGCGCAAUAACUUAUUUUUUUAUACAUAAUAUAUAUAUAUAUCGGUCAAAAGACUUUAUUGGUCGGGAACUGAUGCUAACUGUGAAGGAUUAGGAGUCUGUCAGGCGAGUCGAGUCGUGUGUUCGUCGCUCUGGGAGAAUAGACCCAACUACAAACUAACUCCAUAAAGAGCAGUUCAUUGCUUGAAGCCAAAAUAAGUACCUAGCAACUGGAAUAUCCAAUGCAGAAAAAAACACACCUAAGGAAAGAAAAUAUACACAUAAUCAAUAUACUGUAUGUAAAAAAAAUAUUGUUCAAAAGUUACCAGUAAAAGCUUCUUGAAGGGAGUGAGGAAAACAAGCUCUUGACACAGCAUAAAUUAACAGUCUUUAUGGUAUUUAUUCAGGAUUUAUGUCACUUUAAAGACUAUACUAUUUGCCCAUGGUACGUUGUUUAGUGUCCAUACUGAAAUCGAUCUGAAUAUGUUGCUGUCUGUUCGAAUGAGAUCACUUUAAUCUGUUGUCGAUAUUUGAUUUGAAACUGUCCGUUGGCCUGAACACAGCAUUCGGCGUCCGCGUAACCAACCAAUGAGUAGCGAUUAGAUGUAAUCGAUGGCACCAGGCAGUGUCAUAUAGAUCCAUGUUCCUCCUACCACCAGCACAGGAGUUGCUGUAGUCUACUCAGCAGUAACAAUAACACAGAGGAGUUACUGUAGUCUACUCAGCAGUAACAAUAACACAGAGGAGUUGCUGUAGUCUACUCAGCAGUACCAAUAACACAGAGGAGUUGAUGUAGUCUACUCAGCAGUAACAAUAACACAGAGGAGUUGCUGUAGUCUACUCAGCAGUAACAAUAACACAGAGGAGUUGCUGUAGUCUCCUCAGCAGUAACAAUAACACAGAGGAGUUGCUGUAGUCUACUCAGCAGUAACAAUAACACAGAGGAGUUGCUGUAGUCUACUCAGCAGUAACAAUAACACAGAGGAGUUGCUGUAGUCUACUCAGCAGUAACAAUAACACAGAGGAGUUGCUGUAGUCUACUCAGCAGUAACAAUAACACAGAGGAGUUGCUGUAGUCUACUCAGCAGUAACAAUAACACAGAGGAGUUGAUGUAGUCUACUCAGCAGUAACAAUAACACAGAGGAGUUGCUGUAGUCUACUCAGCAGUAACAAUAACACAGAGGAGUUGAUGUAGUCUACUCAGCAGUAACAAUAACACAGAGGAGUUGCUGUAGUCUACUCAGCAGUAACAAUAACACAGAGGAGUUGCUGUAGUCUACUCAGCAGUAACAAUAACACAGAGGAGUUGCUGUAGUCUACUCAGCAGUAACAAUAACACAGAGGAGUUGAUGUAGUCUACUCAGCAGUAACAAUAACACAGAGGAGUUGCUGUAGUCUACUCAGCAGUAACAAUAACACAGAGGAGUUGCUGUAGUCUACUCAGCAGUAACAAUAACACAGAGGAGUUGCUGUAGUCUACUCAGCAGUAACAAUAACACAGAGGAGUUGAUGUAGUCUACUCAGCAGUAACAAUAACACAGAGGAGUUGCUGUAGUCUACUCAGCAGUAACAAUAACACAGAGGAGUUGCUGUAGUCUACUCAGCAGUAACAAUAACACAGAGGAGUUGCUGUAGUCUACUCAGCAGUAACAAUAACACAGAGGAGUUGCUGUAGUCUACUCAGCAGUAACAAUAACACAGAGGAGUUGCUGUAGUCUACUCAGCAGUAACAAUAACACAGAGGAGUUGAUGUAGUCUACUCAGCAGUAACAAUAACACAGAGGAGUUGAUGUAGUCUACUCAGCAGUAACAAUAACACAGAGGAGUUGCUGUAGUCUACUCAGCAGUAACAAUAACACAGAGGAGUUGUUCACAUUUAUUAACUCCAAAAAGUCAGCUCGAUCAUUCUGUUGUGUUUCUCUACUCCCAAUGCUGCAUCAAUAGGAAAGUUUGAUUUUAGUUUUUUUCAGGACCACCAUGAUGUAAAUAUUCUUGUUAUUCAAAUAUUAUUACGCCCAAUCUGCUGCCGUUAGUUUGUAGUGUUUGGAACCUUUGUCUCUGAUGUUCUCAGGGAACUGGGUCUUUGUCUGGUCUGACACUGGCGUGGUACCAUCAUCUGAGUCUUUCGCCAGAACCCUCACUGAGGUACUAUCGUAACCCUAGAGACAGCAUUUGGAGCAUGACGUAAUGUUGUUGUAAACUGGUUUUCUGGUUGAAAAUAUAAAACCAGAUGACAAGGAACUGGUCUCUGUUACAGCAAGAUAUAUUUUUCAUGACGAGAGCAAGAUGUCAUGGGGAAAAACGUCAUGUUUUGGUUGUUAUCUGGUCAGAACCAGAUUAUUGCAUUUUGUGGUUGCUGUUUGUUUUUUUGUUUAAAAAAAAGGAAACGUCUAAUCUACAACCUGAUCAUAAUUUAAUAAUAGACAUCAUAACGAUGUCAUUGAAACCACUUUUGCUUGCUGGGAUAACAAUAUGAUGUUUAGGUCACAGUGAAGUGGACUGUGUGUCCGGCUCUCUCCCUGUUUAGCAAAACGCCUCACGUCAGUUUGAUGCGCCAGGAAAUGUUUUUGUUUUUACUCUUCCCCAUCUCAUCCUAUUGUGUAGUCAUGAACUGAAACGUGUAUUUUCCUCUAUGCUAAAGAGCCAUUUCAAUUGAUGUGAGGUAUGCUUUUAUUCAUUGACCUGUUUUGGGGUUUUGUUCAUGAAUGUAUUUUAUAUCUGUGAUUUCAUGGCUACGAGGCAAUGUGCCCCCCUCUCCCUCCCACCUCUCAUGUGAAAUGGAUACACUCGCAGUCCUCUCACUUUGUAAAGCCAAGAACUCUACUUUGAAUGGUUCACCCCUAUAAUCUUGGAAGAGAGACCUGAUAAUGACUUUUGAUAGUGUCUGACUGUAGACUGGUUCAGGGCAGGCAUCGCGCCCCCAGGCUCCAGGACCACGUCCCCAUCCCACUCUGGGGGUGACGUCACAGCAGUCCCCCCAUCGCACUCUCCGGCCCCCGGCCACUGCAGGGCUGCUUUCAAUACAUUGUUUUGACAUUCUUUCCUUAAGGUACUUGUGAUUUUAUCUCCCCCUUUUCUGUUUUCCAGGCCUUAAAUAGUGCUGUAAAGUUACUGAUGGGACUGUUUAUUUUCUGUGGACUUUGAUUUGCCACAUAUGCCUUAUUAGAACACAGUGAGUUUGUGUGUAUGUACUGUAUUUAUGACGACACGAGUGCACACACACACACACACACACACACACACACACACACACACACACACACACACACACACACACACACACACACACACACACACACACACACUCAGUAUCCUUACACAAUUGCUAAAGAGAAUGAUCUGUACUGAAGAGAGAGCAGUAGAAGUCGUUUGUUGUUCUAUACAGGUCACUACUCCUGUCUGCAUUGGCUGUUUUAAACAAGGCACAUAUCUAAAGCCCCCUGAUGGAUUUUAUCUCAUGUAGUCCCAAGUUUUGACAAUUGUACAAAAUAUAAUUCUUGAUUGUUGUGACCGUUUCAACCCCCAACCCUUCCAAAAUGUACUUUUUUCUUUCUUUCUGUAAAAUAGUAUGCUUAAAAAAGUUUUUGCACAGAAUAUAAUGAUAUUGGACACCGCCAUAUUUGAAUAUGUUGGUCUUGCUUGCUUAUGGGGGUCUCAAGGAAGUGAGAUGUUUGAGGUACAGUGUGAAGUGUUUUAAAAACCACUUCUACUGAAAUAAACUUACUGGAAAUGUG
This is a messenger RNA of Oncorhynchus keta (chum salmon), 10744 nucleotides long. Its product is annotated as sortilin-related receptor-like. The record is from RefSeq and is a predicted model, not a curated record. The coding region runs from base 14 to 6778 and encodes 2254 amino acids. Gene Ontology annotation, biological process: protein retention in Golgi apparatus; protein targeting to lysosome; post-Golgi vesicle-mediated transport. The transcript is spliced from 48 exons. Gene Ontology annotation, molecular function: protein binding. NCBI's taxonomy places the organism in Eukaryota, Metazoa, Chordata, Actinopteri, Salmoniformes, Salmonidae. Gene Ontology annotation, cellular component: Golgi apparatus; membrane.